Molecule: messenger RNA, 2751 nt
Organism: Cannabis sativa
Lineage: Eukaryota; Viridiplantae; Streptophyta; Magnoliopsida; Rosales; Cannabaceae
Product: protein TPX2
Exons: 20
Coding region: 199-2562 (787 amino acids)
Biological process (GO): regulation of mitotic spindle organization; activation of protein kinase activity; mitotic spindle assembly
Cellular component (GO): nuclear microtubule; mitotic spindle
Molecular function (GO): protein kinase activator activity; microtubule binding
Source: RefSeq, a predicted model, not a curated record
UGAAAAAUAUGACCGUUAGAUCCCUUAACUCUCUUCUCUAAUUCUUCAACGUUUCAGAUUUUUCAGUAUCUUUACAUUUCAUUAACCCCAAAAAUCUUCUUCUUCUGAUUCUGUCUGUACAGAGCGAAUCAAAGUCUCUCCUCUCCUCUCACACAUUUUACACACAAUCACUCCACUUCUUCUUCUUAUCAUCAAUCCAUGUCGGUGGCUGAAGAACCCAAUCCAACAAAUUUCACCAUCUCCACCAUGAUCGACGAGGCCUACGAGUUCUCGGCCCCUCGAUUCUUUGAUUUCGUAAACGGCGAAUCAGACGAGGACAAGCGCAAGGCCGAGCUCUGGUUCGACACCGCCCUCACUCACGCUCCUUCUCCUUUUAUGCCUAGAAUCAAGACUGGUAGAUCUUUCACCGUGGAAAGCUUAUGCGAUUUUAGUGUAGCAGAUCAGAUGCAGAAGGAGACUUCUAAUUCAUCGUCCCAUUUGAAAAGUAAUGAUACUUUGGAAACUGCGCCUCAAACCGUGCUGCUUCCUGUUGACUUAAAGAAAGUAGCCACUGUAGAGAGCAAAGUAGAAAAUGUCAUAGAGAAUUCCGUUGAUAAAGGUUUAAAGGAAGACAGCAAAGAAGAGAGCAAGAGCACUGAGAAACAUUACAGUGCAUCAGCUAGGAUAGUUUCUUCUUCUUCUGGUGUGAAAAACGAAGCUAAUAGUGAUAAGGAGAAUAGGAAACCUUCUGUUCAGGCAGAAAAAGAAGCUUGCACACCUGUGCCAUCUAUCCUUGGGACCAACUCCAAGAAGCAGCAGACAGCUAAAAAGAUAGCCAGUUUAGUUAGAAACCCAACAGCAUUGAAGCCAAAAAGUCAGAUCAAGUCGUCACAAUCCAAAAACCCCAAACCAUCUUGUUUGAAAAGUGAAACAAAUGUGAAAAACACUGGUGGGACUCUCACUCUGGCCCAAGAGAAUCAGGCAAUUAAGCGACAGAAGUUGGAAGGAGGACAAUCUAGACAGAUUCUUAGCCUCAAACCUCAUAAUCUGCCCCACAAGACAAAAUCGGGUCUUGUGAGUAGCAGUUCUAACUUCUGCUCAUCAACUGUGAAUAGAGCUAAAAAAGAUGAAAGAAAGAUUUAUGUUCGAGAAGGAGCACCAGCAGCACAAGCUCCUCCAUUUGUUUCAGCUGCUGAAAUGGUGAAGAAGUUCCAAUCAAGUACCAGAGACCUGUCGUUGCCUCACACUCAGACGAAGCCUAGACUCACAUUGACGAGGCCCAAGGAACCUGAGUUUGAAACAUCUCAAAGAGCACGCUCUGUUAAGAUUAAAAGCACUGCUGAGCUUGAAGAAGAGAUGAUGGCCAAAAUUCCAAAGUUUAAAGCACGUCCCUUGAACAAGAAGAUUUUGCAAGCCCCAUUAUUACCUGCAGUACCAAGAAGUACACCCCAGCUGCCAGAAUUUAAGGAAUUUCACUUGGAGACUUCCGUAAGGGCAAGCCAUAAUGCAGAAUCGGCAUCAGUUGUUUCAACAGAUUCGUCACAUCAGAAUAAUCAAUGGAAGGGUCAUCUAACUGAACCUAAAACUCCUCUACUUCAGACAUCGCUAAGGGCCCGACCAACCAAGGUGAAAAGCUCCUGGGAAAUUGAGCAGGAGGAACUUGAAAAACUACCUAAAUUCAAGGCUAAGCCUCUCAACAAGAAGAUAUUUGAAAGUAAGGGUGAGUUGGGUAUGUUCUGUAAUGUCAAGAAACAUAUCACAGUUCCUCAAGAAUUUCAUUUUGCUACUCAUGAGAGGAUUCCACCACCUUCAACGGUUGCAGAUCUUUUUGACAAGUUAUCUUUGAACAUGGAACCUCGCCAUAAUCCACUUCCAAAAAACACAACACCAAAUCCAUUUCAUCUGCAUACAGAGGAAAGAGGAGCCGAGAAAGAGAAAAAAUUUAUUAUGGAAGUUGUGCACAAGCAGUGGGAAGAAGAGCGAGCUAGGGUUCCCAAAGCUAAUCCAUAUCCUUAUACCACGGACUACCCUGUGAUUCCACCCAAACCCGAGCCCAAAAACUGCACAAAGCCAAAUCCUUUUCAAUUGGAGAGUUUGGUGAGGCAUGAGGAGGAAAUGCAAAGAGAAAGGGAGGAGAGGGAGAGGAAAGAAAGAGAAGAAGCUCAAAUGAGAGUAUUCAAGGCACAGCCAGUCCUUAAAGAAGAUCCCAUUCCAGUCCCAGAAAAGGUGCGCAAGCCUUUGACUGAAGUACAAGGAUUCUCUCUUCAUGUGGAUCAUAGAGCUGUGGAUAGAGCAGAAUUUGAUCAAAAGAUUAAAGAGAAGGAAGUGAUGUAUAAGAGAUACAGAGAAGAGAGUGAGGCAGCCAGAAUGCAAGAAGAAGAAAAGGCCUUGAAACAGCUAAGGAGGACAAUGGUUCCCCAUGCAAGGCCAGUGCCAAACUUUAACAAUCCAUUCUGCCCACAGAAGUCGGUUAAGGAAGCAACAAAGGCAAAGUCACCAAAUCUUCGGGUGCUACAGAGAAAAGAAAAGAAAAGAAUGAUCGUACAUUCGGCCACUUCAAGUGCUGCUUCCAAUAUGAGAUAGAUAAAAAUUGAUUUGUUUGCUUAGAUAGAUAUUCUUUGUUAUUGUAGAUACAGCUAAGCUACUAGGGUGUAGCUGCUGCUGUGUACAAGAUCAUAUGUACAUCAAAAAUCCUCCUAAUUAAUUCCAAUCACUUGUACUGAAGCAACUAUGUAAUAAUAAAAAAUAUAAAAUAUGAUUUCCAUUGUAAAA